Molecule: messenger RNA, 2842 nt
Organism: Rhizopus microsporus ATCC 52813
Lineage: Eukaryota; Fungi; Mucoromycota; Mucoromycetes; Mucorales; Rhizopodaceae
Product: WD40 repeat-like protein
Exons: 9
Coding region: 407-2467 (686 amino acids)
Biological process (GO): transcription initiation at RNA polymerase II promoter
Cellular component (GO): transcription factor TFIID complex
Molecular function (GO): RNA polymerase II general transcription initiation factor activity; protein binding
Source: RefSeq, a predicted model, not a curated record
CUCAUCCAUAACAGAGGUGACACUUGUCCUGCCUUUAUACAAAAUACCUUACUAAGCAGACCAUCGAAAUAUAUAGAGCACUUAUUGGCAGAUGUUGAACCCAUUGCUUGGAUAAAGGAAGAAGUAUAGACAGGGAAAGGUAUUCAUGGAAUGUGCGCCUGUAUAUAUACACAAACAGCAGCUUUAUAUCAAACAUGUAAAAUCAAACAAGAUUCAUUUCUUUAUUGCUUGUUCUCAUUCAUAAAGCCUCAAAGUUCAAAGGCUUUUGUAAUGGCAUUCUUUCCCCUUUUUGAAAGCUUACAGCUCAAGAGACUAGAAAAAAAAAAGAAGUUUUAUGUUUAAUCCCAGCUGAGGCCAAUAAAAACCAGAGAGUCGUAUUUAACUCUUUUUCAAACAUUAAAAAAGAAUGUCAGCCAAUGCACCUAAUCCUGGAGAGAAUGAGCCACCCAAUAUUGACAAGAUGCUCGUGUCAUAUCUUCAAACAAAAGGCUUCCGAGCCACUGAAGCGAUUUUUUUACGUGAAUUAAGAGGAGAAACUGUAUCUCUUCAAGACGCUUCAGCGAUUAAUAAAGUCGACACCACGCAACAACAACAACAGCAACAGCAACAAUCAGAAGUAAUGGUACAAGACGAAGAAGAACAAGAAGAAGACGAAGAAGAAGAUCCUGACAUGUAUGGUGUGAGCUAUAACAGUUUAAGAGAAUGGAUAGAAAAUUCACUUGACUGGUACAAGCCUGAACUGCGGUCUGUCUUGUUUCCAAUCUUUGUUCAUUCUUACCUUGAUCUUGUUAGUAAAGGAUUACCAGACAAAGCCCAAGAAUUUAUGAAGGCAUAUCGAGUGGAUCACGUCGAAUUACAUACACCCGAUUUGAACACAUUUGCUUCUAUAACAGAGCCUCAUCAUAUUCGAGAAAAUGAAAUUGCACAAAUGUAUCGCAACAACAAAUACAACCUAAGGAUGUCAGGGGUUCCUUUUGAACUAUUUUUGAAUUAUCUCCAAGACAAUCGAUUCAUGCUACUAUUACGCAUUGUAAAUCAAUAUUUAAACAUUCAAGUGGUGCACGGAAAGCUGAAAUCCGCAGGCGGGUUGGAGUUGGAGGACGACGUGAUUGGUAUUACGGGACAUCAGACGCAACAGCUUGAAGAAUUCAAUCGGCAGCGUGUACAGUUAGGUUUACUACAAUUCGAACCAAGCUUUAAGGAGGAAGUAGAACAGGCUAUAAAAGAGGAAGAACAGAAUGGGCAAAAAAAGAAAGAAAAUGAAGAAGUAUCAUCUUUGCUUGACAUUUUUAAAAAGGAAAUUCAAGAGUACUCACUGGAUGGACCAUCACCUCAUGAUGUACCACUACCACCCUAUAGGGGGACGGACAUUCGAGCUGAAAUAGAACAUUUGAAGGAUGUCAAUCAACGUCUGGCACUAAACGAGACGUCAUUACCUAGUAUAUGCUGCUACACUUUUCAUAACACACAUGACAGUUUGAAUUGUGUUACCAUGACGAAAGAUGCAACACUCAUCGCAGGAGGUUUUUCACAGUCAUUUAUCAAAAUAUGGAGUCUAAAGGGAGAAAAACUGAGGUCACUUCGGAAUACAAUCAACCCGGCGCAUGUGAAUGAUUACAACGAUUUGAACAGACAAAGAGAAAGACAUGGUUCAGAUUAUAAACGACUCGUCGGCCACUCUGGGCCUAUUUAUGGACUAAGCUUUAGUCCAGACAACAAGUACUUGUUGUCUUGUUCAGAAGACAAGACGGUUAGAUUAUGGAGUACACAGACCUAUUCAAACUUGGUUGUCUUCAAGGGACAUAAUAGCCCUAUUUGGGAUGUUGAGUUUGGACCUUUUGGAUUUUAUUUUGCAACUGCCUCACACGAUAGAACGGCUAGAUUAUGGAGUUUAGACCAUAUCAGUCCAUUAAGAAUAUUUACGGGCCAUCUAUCGGAUGUUGACACAAUCAAAUUUCAUCCUAAUUCAAAGUAUUUGGCUACUGGGUCAAGUGAUCGAACCUGUCGCCUAUGGGAUAUUCAUAGUGGUAAUUGUGUGAGAGUAUUCACAGGACAUACAGGUGCCGUCAAGGCAGUUGCGAUCUCGCCUAAUGGAAAAUUAAUGGCAUCGGCAGGAGAAGAUAAAUCUAUUCUCUUGUGGGACUUGAAGAGUGGAAAGAAGAUUAAAAAAAUGACAGGCCACACUGGGUUCAUCUACUCUAUUCAGUUUAGUGCAGAUAGUAAUAUUCUUGUAUCCGGUGGCUCAGAUUGUACGGUCAGAGUAUGGGACGUAAACACGAGCCAUGACGACAGCAUGAUGGAUUCGACACUUAAGAAGAGAAGAUUACAAGAAGAUGAAGGUUAUAGUAAACGUGUAUAUGAAAGUCGUGAUCAGCUUGGAGUAUUCCCAACUAAACAAACCCCCAUCUAUAACACCCAAUUCACUGACCGAAACCUAUGCCUUGUUUCUGGUGCAUUCAAAGUAUAAUAGCAAUAUAAUAAAGAUUUUAUUUGUCACUGGGAAAUAUGUCUUUACUUAGGUCAUUCCUAUUGGAAUUAAAGUAUCUAUCUUCUUCUUGUCGAUUGAAUAAACCAAAGAAAUCAAAUCUAUUCUUUUUCUUUAUAACUGAAGCAGUAUUGAGAUAAACCACCGAGUUAUAAUCAGGGGAAUCUUUAUGUAUUCUUGAUGAGUUUGUUGACAUGGAGGAUAUUGAGUAAUUAGAGGGUAUCUUUUUAUUUUUAUGUAACAGUCUUUUGAAGUCACUGCCUUCUUCUUCUAUAACUGUUUCUUCUUUCUUGUUAAAUAGUAAUUCUUGAAACAAGCUUGAGAUAUUAGGGUUUGGAGCCAUUGAUAAUGAUGAAU